CUUCUCUCUGCUUUGUUCAAUGUCCUCUUUGAUAGGCUUGAUUCUCAAGAGGUCACUGACUUCUUUCAAGGAAAGGAAGCCAUUCUCCAAAACUUGAAGACUGUGUUGCUCUCCGCUAAUGUUCUACUCAACGAUGCCGAGGAGAAACAACUUGGAGACAAGAAUGUGAAGAAGUGGCUUGAAGAUCUCAAAGAAGUAAUUUAUGAAGCAGACCAUGUGAUGGACAAGAUCAACACUGAAGCCCUGCGACUCAAGAUGGAGAAAGAUGAAUCUGAAAGCACAGCAAGUAAGUCCUUGAACUUUUUCAAAAGAAUUUAUAGUUCAUUUGAAAUAGCUGUGAAAUCUGAAAUAGAAGGGAUCACUAGUACAUUAAAGAAUCUCUUAGACCAAACAGAGCAUCUUGGUUUGAAAAAAGUUGAGCUGAAAACAACAUUACAUAGACCACCUGCACCUUUGUUAGAUGAUUCUAAGGUUUAUGGAAGGGAGAAUGAUAAAGAGGCUAUUGUUAAGCUAGUAUUGUGUGAUGAUGUUGGUGACCAUAGGAUUGUCCUAAUUCCUAUAAUAGGGAUGGGUGGCAUUGGCAAAACUACACUUACUCAAAGUGUAUAUGACGAUACCACUGUCCAACAACACUUUGACUUGAAAGUGUGGGUAACUAUCUCCGAAGAUUUUGAUGUUUUGAAAAUAACUAAACUUAUUUUUGAGGCAAUCACUGCAACAAGUUGCGAAGCAAAGGAGCUACAUCAACUUCAAAAUGAAUUGAAAAAUGCUUUGAUAGGGAAGAAGUUUCUUUUUGUUCUCGAUGAUGUAUGGAAUGAAAAUUAUUUGCUGUGGGACUCUUUGAAAAGCUCUUUUCAAUCUGGCGAUCAAGGAAGUAAGAUCAUUGUGACCACGCGUAACGAAGAUAUUGCUUUGAUGAUGAGGACGAUGCAUGUUCAGCCUUACGAGCUUAAAGAAAUAUCUUACGAAAAUUGUUGGAAGUUGUUUGCAGAACACGUCUUUGGUACUAGAGGCUCCAAUGAGGUACAUCAAGACUUGGAAGAAAUCGGAAAGCAAAUUGUAAAAAAGUGCAAGGGUCUUCCUUUGGCUGUAAAAUCGAUGGCUGGACUUUUACGAUCUAUGUCCACUAGUGAAGAAUGGAGACAUGUACUGCAAAGUGAUAUUUGGGAGUUGUCCAAUUGCCGCGACAUAGGAAGUGUUCCAGCUUUGUGGUUGAGCUAUCGAUUUCUGCCUCCUCAUUUGAAGCCAUGUUUUUCUUUUCUCUCGAUAUUUCCCAAAGAUUAUGAAUUUCGGAAAGAUGACAGAGAACAAAUAAUCUUAGUAUGGAUGGCAGAAGGUCUUUUACAACCUCAAAAAGGAAAAAGGAUUGAAGAUGUUGGAGAAGAGUACAUGAGUGCUUUAAUAUCAAGAUCAUUUUUCCAAAGAUCCGGACACUAUUCUCUCUCUAUGCACGAUCUUAUGCAUGAUCUAGCUAUGUAUGUAUCAGGUCAGUGUUGUUCUAUUUAUGAUAGUUGUAAUGACUUCCACAAGCUAAAUGGUAGCAAGACACGCCAUCUAUCAUACAUGAAAGACUUAAAAGAUACAGUAGAAUUUGACAACUUUUCUAGAGUGAAGUAUUUGCACACCUUGUUAGCUUUACCAUUGCGAGUUACAUUUCCAUUGCAGAAGACACAAUUAAAGCCUGAAAUUGUGCUGAAGGAUGGAGGAUGCCUAAGAUCACUUUCUUUGUCAGCAUCAUGUAUCACAGACUUGCCUGAUUCAAUUGGCAAUUUAAAACAUCUCAGGUAUUUGGAUGUGUCUAGCACGAAAGUUAAGGAAUUACCUCAUUCAAUUUGUGGAUUGUACAAUUUGGAAACACUCUUAUUGUCAAAUUGUGGAAAUCUCACACAAUUGCCUACCAACAUUUCCAAGUUAAUCAACCUGCGUCAUCUUAUGACAAGAUGGACUCCUUUAAAAGAGAUGCCACCGAAGAUUUGUAAUAUGAUAAAUCUUCAGAGGUUAAGUAAUUUUGUUCUGUGUAAAAAUGAUGGGUCCAGGAUCAAAGAGUUGGGCAAGUUGGACAAUCUGCGUGGAAGCUUGGAGAUUUCAGGCCUUGCGCAUGUUAGAGAAGUGAGUGAUGUUUUGGAAGGCAAUUUGAAGAACAAAAAGUAUCUCAAUGAACUCAUUCUUUCAUGGAACGGUGUGGCAGAUAGCUCAACAAAGGAAAGAGAAGUUCUUGAUGCACUCCAACCACAUGUAAAUUUAAAGAAACUCGAAAUCAGAGGUUAUAACGGUACAAGUUUGCCAGAUUGGGUAACAGAUCCAUCAUAUUGUAACUUGAAAAAAGUAGAUCUACACUGCAGAAAUCUUUGCUUGUCGUUGUUAUCAUUUCGGCGGCUAAGUUCACUGAUAGAUUUUCGUGUUUUUGGUGUUUCCUAUCUUGAUAUGCAUGAUGAAUUUCGUAGUAUUCCUUUGAAUAAGCCCUUUCCAUUCUUAGCAAGAUUACAGCUUCAUCAUACAGAUAUGUUGGAUUGGUCAUUUAUUAAUACAAGUGACCAAAGAUGUGAGAUUUUUCAAUGUUUAAAGCAAUUUGAUUUAGACAGCUGUGGCAAGCUGAGUGUGGCGUUACCUAUCUGUAAUUUUCCAUCUUUAGAAUAUAUCAAUAUUGCAUCUUGCAAUGAAUUGGUAACUAUAUUUCCAACAAGUACUCACAUUGACUCUGCAUAUCCUUCCCUCGAAAAGUUGAACACAAUGCAUUGCUCAAGGUUGGAAACCUUUUCAGAAAUGGGAUUGCCCUUUACUUUACAACAUCUACGCAUCUCAUCAUGUGAUAAGCUCAUGGAAAACCGCAUGAAAUGGAAUUUACAAAGACUCCCAUCAUUGAAUUCCUUAGAACUCUGGCAUUGUGGAGAAAUGGUGGAUUCAUUUCCAGAGGAAUGGCUGCUCCCACCAUCUUUAAGAAGUCUUAAGAUCUUUGAAUGUAAUAACCUCAAAGCUCUGAACAGCAAAGGCUUCCAACACCUCACCUCCCUUCAUCAGUUAGAACUUCUUUAUUUGAAAAAUCUAGAGUGCUUACCAGCAGCAAGACUGCCCAAGAGUGUUACUUAUUUGUCCAUAGAAGGAUGCAGUCUGCUAAUUCCCAGGUGCACGGAAGGAACAGGGGAAGAUUGGCCCAAAGUUCAACACAUUCCUAAAAUACUAACUGAAGAAACAGAAUUUAAUAAGAUAUACUUAGGCGGCAGAAAACCACAUCACAUAGGGACUGGUAUUGCCUUCAUUGGAAUCCUUCUCGACUUUGCUCUUCAGUCUUAUGAUGUCUUUUGCUCUUUGGUCUUUCAAUUGUGCUUUUGGCGAACAGCACCAACUCCCAUUGGGGAGUCUCUUUACCAAUUGGGAUUUUUCAAUAAGGCACAACAAACAUGGUAA
Messenger RNA from Humulus lupulus (European hop), 3405 nucleotides. RefSeq names its product putative disease resistance RPP13-like protein 1. The record is from RefSeq and is a predicted model, not a curated record. Bases 220 to 3405 code for a protein of 1061 amino acids. Gene Ontology annotation, biological process: defense response to other organism. NCBI's taxonomy places the organism in Eukaryota, Viridiplantae, Streptophyta, Magnoliopsida, Rosales, Cannabaceae. The transcript is spliced from 2 exons. Gene Ontology annotation, molecular function: protein binding; ADP binding.